Scleropages formosus (Asian bonytongue) is the source of this 4230-nucleotide messenger RNA. It is a transcript of the gene grm7, whose product is annotated as glutamate metabotropic receptor 7. The record is from RefSeq and is a predicted model, not a curated record. Gene Ontology annotation, biological process: G protein-coupled receptor signaling pathway. Gene Ontology annotation, molecular function: G protein-coupled receptor activity. The transcript has 11 exons. Bases 945 to 3674 code for a protein of 909 amino acids. NCBI's taxonomy places the organism in Eukaryota, Metazoa, Chordata, Actinopteri, Osteoglossiformes, Osteoglossidae. Gene Ontology annotation, cellular component: membrane.
AUAAGAGAAGAGAAAAGCACUAAGGGGACCUGUGGGACUGACUCGACCAGCCGUACUAGAGUGUGAGCAGCGCCUCGUCUGACAGAUGCUGGACAGUGAGCGGAGGGAGAGGAACCGACCGUCCUUCCGUCCACUCGAGCUCAGGGGAACACACUUGUAACAGCUUGGCUUCUUCUCGGUCUUUUGGAGAUUUAUUUCAGUUUUUUUCCUCCCCCCUCCGUGUUUUGUAUCACAGAACGGACUCGCUGUGUCUCCUUUUCAGUUAUAACAGGGGCACCCGAUCAAACCCUGAGCCGAGAUGAAGUUCCUCUGAGCGGACUGGAUUAUGCGCAGCCCUCUUUGGAUCUAAAACAGAAAGACGUCUCUUCUGCAAAACUGUUCUACAAAAAAAAAAAAAAAUACAUUUUUUAAUCUUUUUUUUUUUUUUUCAUCCAUUACUUCGUCUAUCAUCGAUCAGUGCAAUUGCUCUGUAGUUAUGUACCGUGGCACUAUGAUGAUAUCCACGCACCGUGGGACCCACUGAUCAGAAUUCUUCACUGUGGAAUAUUGAUGCUGUGCACUUUUUCGCUACCGAUAAAAUUGCAUUUAAUACACGGUCUAUAGCCAUCUGCUCAUGUUUUUGUACCUGUGCGGACUGUGGGUUCAUCCCCGUGAGCAACAAGCGACGCGGAGACUAACGAUGCUCUCUGGAUUCUGCUAAAAAAAACGCUCCAUUCUGCCCCGGUCUAUCUGGAUAUUUCUUCUGCUUAUUUUGGUUGCUAUUCACUUAUUUGUCUCCACUUCUUUAUUUUUGCACAAAAAAAAAAAAAAAAAAUCAGAAAAAGAAAUGGGAUUUAUUUCAAAGACUUGUGACCCCCUUGCUUUGUAAGUACUUUUAAGGGAAGUGCCUUGGGUCUUGUCUUUCUGAUUCGAAGCUCGUGGCUGGAAGUGCGGGAAGAAGAAGCAUGGCCACGCGCGACGUGGACACCCGGUCCAAGUGCUGCCUUGUGUGGAAGGUCUUCUGGCUCAUGGAGGCGCUGGCGGAGUGGGCGCUGGCGCAGGAAAGUUACGCGCCGCACUCGAUCAGGAUCGAGGGGGACUUGACGCUGGGGGGUCUUUUCCCCGUCCACGCACGGGGUUUUCCCGGGACGCCGUGCGGAGAUAUCAAGAAGGAGAACGGCAUCCACAGGCUGGAGGCCAUGCUGUACGCGCUGGACCAGAUCAACAGCGACGAGUACCUGCUGCCCAACAUCACGCUGGGCGCGCGGGUGCUCGACACGUGCUCUCGGGACACGUACGCGCUCGAGCAGUCGCUCACCUUCGUGCAGGCGCUCAUACAGAAGGACACGUCGGACGUGCGCUGCACAAACGGCGAGCCACCCGUGUUCGUGAAGCCAGAGAAAGUGGUGGGGGUCAUAGGAGCGUCGGCCAGCUCCGUGUCCAUAAUGGUGGCAAACAUCCUGCGCCUCUUCCAGAUCCCCCAGAUAAGCUAUGCGUCAACCGCCCCUGAGCUAAGCGAUGACCGCCGGUACGACUUCUUUUCACGUGUGGUUCCACCAGACUCCUUCCAGGCCCAGGCAAUGGUGGACAUUGUGAAGGCUAUGGGUUGGAACUAUGUGUCCACGGUGGCCUCGGAAGGUAGCUAUGGGGAGAAGGGUGUGGAGGCCUUCAUGCAGAUCUCCAGAGAAACAGGUGGGAUCUGCAUUGCUCAGUCACUGAAAAUCCCCCAUGAACACACACAGGCGGACUUCGACAAGAUUAUCAAACACUUGCUCGAUACUCGGCAUGCACGAGCAGUUAUCUUAUUCGCCAGCGAUGAAGACAUUCGGGGAAUCCUUAAUGCCAGCAAAAGAGCCAAUCAAGUUGGACAUUUCUUAUGGAUCGGUUCAGACAGCUGGGGGGCCAAGCACAGCCCCAUUCACCAGCUGGAAGAUGCUGCAGUGGGUGCCAUCACCAUCUUACCAAAAAGAGCCACCAUUGAAGGAUUUGAUGUCUACUUUACCUCACGGACCUUGGAGAACAAUCGGAGGAAUGUUUGGUUUGCAGAAUACUGGGAAGAAAACUUCAACUGUAAGCUCAUGAGCUCCUCCAAGAAGGAGGAUACCAGCCGCAAAUGCACAGGCCAGGAAAGAAUUGGCAUUGACUCCAAGUACGAGCAGGAGGGUAAGGUGCAGUUUGUGAUAGACGCCGUGUAUGCCAUGGCUCAUGCCCUGCACAACAUGCAGAAGGACCUCUGCCCCGAAUAUGCCGGGAUCUGUCCUGAGAUGGACCAGGCGGGUGGCAAGAAGUUGCUCAAGUACAUCCGGAGUGUCAGCUUCAAUGGCAGCGCAGGCACAUCUGUGACUUUCAACAAGAACGGCGAUGCUCCAGGGCGCUAUGACCUGUUCCAGUACCAGGUAAACAACAACAGCUCUCCAGGCUACAAGGUGAUCGGCCAGUGGAUGGAGACACUGCAGCUCAGUAUUGAAGAGAUGCAGUGGCCAAAUGGUGAGCAGGAGAUCCCAAGCUCAGUGUGCAGCCUCCCCUGCAAGACAGGUGAGAGGAAGAAGAUGGUGAAGGGGAUGCCCUGUUGCUGGCACUGCGAGCCGUGCGAUGGCUACCAAUACCAGUAUGAUGAGACUUCCUGCAAGCUGUGUGCCUAUGACAUGCGGCCGAAUGCAAACAGGACUGCCUGCCAGCCUAUUCCAAUCAUCAAACUGGAGUGGCAUUCUCCGUGGGCAGUGAUCCCUGUGUUUCUGGCUAUGUUGGGCAUCACUGCCACCAUCUUUGUCAUGGCCACCUUCAUCCGCUACAAUGACACACCCAUUGUGCGUGCUUCAGGGCGGGAGCUGAGCUACGUGCUGCUGACAGGAAUCUUCCUAUGUUACAUCAUCACCUUCCUCAUGAUUGCCAAGCCUGACAUGGCUGUUUGCUCUUUCCGCCGCAUCUUCCUUGGCCUAGGCAUGUGCAUCAGCUAUGCAGCCCUUCUCACAAAGACCAACCGCAUCUACCGCAUCUUUGAGCAGGGAAAGAAGUCUGUUACAGCCCCUCGGCUUAUUAGUCCCACCUCCCAGCUGGCUAUCACCUCUAGCCUCAUCUCUGUCCAGCUUCUGGGUGUCUUUAUAUGGUUUGGGGUGGACCCUCCCAACACCAUCAUUGAUUAUGAUGAGCAGAAGACCAUCAAUCCUGACCAGGCUCGAGGGGUACUAAAGUGUGACAUCACGGAUCUACAAAUUAUAUGUUCUUUGGGAUACAGUAUUCUCCUUAUGGUUACGUGUACAGUUUAUGCCAUCAAGACCAGAGGUGUUCCAGAGAACUUCAAUGAAGCCAAGCCUAUUGGUUUCACUAUGUACACUACCUGUAUCGUGUGGUUGGCUUUUAUACCAAUAUUUUUUGGAACAGCUCAAUCUGCAGAAAAGCUGUACAUCCAAACAACUACCCUCACCAUCUCAAUGAACCUCAGCGCUUCAGUGGCCCUGGGGUUGCUCUACAUGCCCAAGGUCUACGUCAUCAUCUUCCACCCGGAACUGAACGUAACCAAGCGCAAGCGUAGCUUCAAGGCUGUGGUGACAGCAGCCACCAUGUCCUCACGGCUCUCCCACAAACCCAGCGACCGGCCCAAUGGGGAGGCCAAGACAGAGCUCUGUGAAAAUGUGGAUCCAAAUAGUCCAGCAGCAAAGAAGAAGUAUGUGAGCUACAAUGACCUUGUGAUGUGAAGGGCUCCAUCGGAGGAACAAAGUGAGCAGGGAAAAUGCUUGGCCUCCUGUCAUGGGCAGAAUGAAUUAAAGGCUACUAGAGUCCCCAUACCAUACUGCCUGCUCACUCCAGGACAGGGGUGGGGUCCCCACUUUUUCCUUAAAUCGGAUGGUACUGAGGUGUUUCCACAAAAUCCAAUAAAAUAGAAACAUAACCCAAAAUGUAAAAAUAACACCUGAAAAUGAAAGAAAUCUACUGAAGAAGCCACUUUGAUAACAGUGAAGACAUGUCUGAGUGAGAAUACUGCGAUGGGACCUCCCCCUAAUAGUUUACGAACUUACCCUGGACCUCAGGGACAGCCCCCUUUGGGCCCUGAUCUCCUGGAAACUUGCUGGACAUUCCCUUGGGAUUCCUAAAGGUAUACUGCAGCAGAGGAAAGCCCCAGGGGCUCUUAAUUGUCAUUAUAUGUACUUCCAGACUGCAAGUUUUCCAAACUUCCUGUGAUUUUUUUUUUUUUUCAAUUUUUUGUUUUUGUUUGUUUUUGCAUACCUGUUAGCCUUUGUUUGUGAGUUUUUA